Molecule: messenger RNA, 1134 nt
Organism: Rotaria sp. Silwood1
Lineage: Eukaryota; Metazoa; Rotifera; Eurotatoria; Philodinida; Philodinidae
Source: the annotation of a GenBank genome assembly
AUGUCUAAUUCAACUACUGAUAAUCUAGUUGCAAAUCUAAACACUGCCACAUUUUGGAUCAAUCGCAUUAUUCCAGUUAUUUCCAUUGUUUUUGGAACAUUUGGAAAUUUGUUCAAUAUUAUUAUAUUUACUCGACGUUCAUUAUGCAAUAAUCCAUGUUCAGUAUACUUUUUGGCUGGUUCAAUUGCCAAUUUCUUUGUUAUGUAUGUGGCCUUACUUACGCGUUAUCUUGCAACUAGUUGGAAUUUGGAUCCAGCAGCUACGAAUAUGAUUUGGUGUAAAAUACGUUACUUUCUUAUAUAUCCUCCUCUUUGUCUUGUUCUAUGGUUUGUUGUACUUGCCAGUAUUGAUCGAUUUUUCUUAAGUUCACAUAAUGUUCGACUUCGUCAACUAAGCAGUUUAUCAGUAGCACGAAAAACUAUUAUAAUUACUACUGUGUUCAUGUUUUUAAUUAACAUCCACGUUUUUGUUUUUGCUAGAUCUGUAAUCAUCAAUGGCAUACCCAACUGUACUAUCCUUCCUAAUGAGUAUGUAGUUUUUUUCAACUUUUUUGUUCGCAUUGUAUCUUGUAUAUUACCCCUAACAUUAAUGUGUAUUUUCGGUAUUUUGACUAUCAUCAAUGUUCGUAUGGUUGGUAAUCGUGUCAUUUCACAAGAUAACAACAUGCGAAAUGAACGUUUGCGCUCAAAUGAUCGACAAUUAAUUAUAAUGCUUUUAUUACAAAUAUUAAUUGUUUUUAUAUUUGUCGGUCCUUGGACUCUUAUCAAUAUGUACAAUUCAAUUGCUGUAACUAUACUUAAUCAGAAAUUUUCAACAUCAGAACAGGCUAUUUAUGAUUUUUUAUUUAAUCUUUUCCGAAUGCUAUAUUAUAUUAAUCCUUCUAUUGGAUUCUACAUUUAUACUCUUUCUGGUCCCAGAUUUCGUAUUGAGUUAAAACAUUGUAUUAAAUGUGGACUUAAAUUCACUCUAACAGCGAUGGGCCUAUUACAAUGCCUUUCUUUAAGAAUUCAGCGAACACUAUUAGAUGAAAAUCAAACGUGUAACAAGAAUACUUCAUUAACGAAAAAAGGAGGAAGAAAUACUAUUCAUCCGGAUCGUCCUCAAACAUACGUGAAUAAUACAUCUAUUGUAUAG